GAAAACAAAAUGCUGAGCUAAUAUUACACUUGCGUUCUGCGUUUCAGGCUAGACAUAUUUGAUUAUUUCUAUAGACUUUUAAUAGGCUAGUUAUAAACAAAGAAAAUGCGAAGUUCAAACUUGCACCCCGAUCUCUCUCACACUCUCUUCACUGUCCUUGAGCUUAUUUGUCCCGGGAUUAAUGUACAGACAGCAUCGCUUAUCAGGAGUUACCCUCCCAAACCUACACGUGUAUUUAGGAUAGUGGCAACAAAUCGAAUCAAGAAAGAUAGGUACAACAUUUUAUUAAUAAUAAUUAAUACAGACUUCAUCUGAAGAUGCAAUAUGUAAUGCAAAUUGUUGUUUGUUAUUUAUUUUUCUAUUCAGUAGCCUAUCAUAUUAUUGUGCAUGGUAUAAUAUAGGUGCAGAAAGUUUAAAAGUGUAUAUUUUUUAUUUAACAUAAUAAAGAUAUUGUAAAUACGGCAUUUGGUUCUAUGGUUGCUGGCGUGUUAAAAUGCAACGUUUGUUACAGGAACGAAUGUAGGUCUUUUUCAUAGAAUAAAUAAGAGUGGCAUUUUCUUGGAUUUUGUGUGCGUCUUGUUCAUUUCAUUACAAAGUUACAUAAAGAAAAUGAACACAUCCCUAUUUUUCUUCAAGUUAAUUCAUUAUAGACAAUAUUAGACAAUAGGUAAAAACGAGAAACCGUCUCUCCUGGCGCUCUGAGCUCACCUGCAUAGCUGCAAUUUUCAUUUUCAUCUACUUAUUAUUAUGAGAACUUUUUGUACACAUUACUGCCCGCCCCUCUCAGAAUGUGAUUGGCUCUUUCGGCACGUAGCCCAGACGAAGCCUAUAACAAUACAAAAUCGUAUUUCAGAUUGGAUCUUCAGCCCGUCAAUCGGAAUAUUCUCCACCAAUAGGACUCCUGAAAGGUGUAAAUAGGAAGCAAUGUUUUGGACCCGCACAUGGUGCAUUAAAAUAAGCCAGGAGGAGAGGCAGAUCUUUCAUUUAUUCUAACAUCAGUUACAGUUCACUUGUUGUCCGAAUCCGAUAUUACGAGGCGCUGGAUUCGCGGUAGGAUAGGUCAAGUGAUUAUACAAGAUCGGGAAAAAACGGCAGUCUUAAUGUUGAACGAAGCAGACGCAGAGGAGGAUUAUAUACAUUUUAACCAGGAUCCGCCUGUGGGAAACCAUAGUGGUGUUCAGUAUAAGGUGAUGGACUACACGUAUGAUGAAGAUCUGGAAGAAAUGUGCCCAGUUUGCGGUGAUAAAGUUUCAGGAUACCAUUAUGGCCUGCUGACUUGUGAAAGUUGUAAGGGUUUUUUCAAGAGAACAGUACAGAAUAAUAAACGGUACACUUGUACAGAAAACCAGGACUGUAAAAUUGAUAAAACACAAAGAAAAAGAUGCCCCUUCUGCCGGUUCCAGAAGUGUCUGACAGUUGGAAUGAGAUUAGAAGCUGUCCGCGCUGAUCGAAUGCGAGGGGGAAGAAACAAAUUCGGACCCAUGUACAAGCGGGACAGAGCUCUCAAGCAGCAGAAGAAAGCCUUGAUACGAGCCAACGGCUUUAAGAUAGAGACCACCCCUCCGAUGGUCUCCCCAGUCCAGACGGACUACCCCCUGCCAGGCAACAUCCAUGGGAUUCACACUGUUUCCAAAAGCAUGCCUCCCACCACUCCAGCCUCAAUGACCCCCACAGACUAUGAGCGCAGCCCCUAUGGACCACCGUCAUUUGGCAUGGUAAUGCAGAACCACAGUGUGCUUCCUGGCUACCAGUACGCCUCAUUUCCCAGCCGAGCCAUAAAGUCUGAAUACCCUGAACACUACACAAGCUCUCCAGAAUCCCUGGCAGGCUACCACUAUCCUGAUGCCUACCAGACCAGCUCCCCGCCCAGUAUCCCCACCCUCAUCUUGGAGUUUCUCCGCUGCGACCCAGAUGAGCUUCAGGUGCAGAAUAAGAUCCUAGCUUACCUGCAACAGGAGCAGGCCAGCAGAAACAAGCAUGAGAAACUGAACACCUUUGGCCUCAUGUGCAGGAUGGCAGACCAGACUCUGUUUUCUAUUGUUGAGUGGGCUAGAAGUUGUAUAUUCUUCAAAGAACUAAAGGUAGGAGAUCAAAUGAAGCUGCUGCAUAACUGCUGGAGUGAGCUGCUAGUGCUGGACCACAUCUUCAGACAAGUGCAGCACGGCAAGGAAAGCAGUAUUCUCCUUGUGACAGGCCAAGAGAUUGAGCUGGCUGCAGUGGCAGCCCAGGCUGGAGUGACUCUCAGUAACCUUGUACUGAGAGCACAGGAGUUAGUCGCUAAGUUACAGACCCUCCAGGCUGACAGAAGGGAGAUUGCCUGCUUCAAAUUUCUCAUCCUUUUCAAUCCUGACGUGAAGCUUUUGGAAAACCACCACUUGGUAGAAAGUGUCCAGGAGCAAGUCAACUCCGCCCUCCUGGAAUACACCAUGUACAACUACCCACAGUUCAUGGACAAGUUUGGGCAGCUGUUGCUACGGUUCCCAGAGAUCCGCUCCCUCAGCACUCAGGCUGAAGAGUACCUGUACUACAAGCACCUGAGUGGGGAGGUGCCCUGCAACAAUCUGCUCAUAGAGAUGCUCCACGCCAAACGGGCCUGAGGCCCGGGAGCAGAGUGGGUCAGUCGAGCCAGGAGAACUGUCGCUAAUAAAGAAAGGAAACGUGGUGGAGGAAGGGCCUGCAAGACACGCUGCAACCCCUGUCGAAUGCCAUUUCCAGGCUUCAUAGGUGAAAUUGAAUCAUUAAUUAGCUCCAGAUUUUAUUUAAGAUUGUUUGCUAUAGUUUAUUUAAUAAAGUGUCUCAAAUGUUUAUUCAUAUAUAUUACUGUAAAAAUGGUUCUUCAUGUUUUUUUUUUUUUUAAUCUAUAUUUUAUUAUAUGUCUAAUUCCCACCUAUGGGAAUGUGCCAAAAGUAGUUAUUUUAUGCCUUCAUUCUUUUGAACCUGAAAGUUCCACAAGUUAUACACAUGGUAAAAACCAUGUCAAUUGAAGCUACUGGUGAUGAACUAAUUGCCAGUAUGUUUAGAGCAAAGACAUGGGGCUCGUUUCUAUAUUGCGAGAUCGUAAAUUCAAAUCCGAUAGGUGUACCCCCAUGUCUGAAAAUACAUGAAUCACGCAACACAAGGAAUGCAUUUUGAAUGGUCUUGGAAAUCACAUUUUCAUAAUCAUUAGUCAUAUGCAAGACAGAAAAUAUAGGUUUAAGUGACCUAACACCCCAUUUUCUAUCUAAUUUAUGCUGUAUAUGUAAUUGUAUAUAUUCCCAUGUAAUGUACACGUUUGGAACUGCACCAUAAACACUGCAUUGUGUUAUUAAUA
Acipenser ruthenus (sterlet) is the source of this 3310-nucleotide messenger RNA. RefSeq names its product nuclear receptor subfamily 5 group A member 2-like. Gene Ontology annotation, cellular component: RNA polymerase II transcription regulator complex. The record is from RefSeq and is a predicted model, not a curated record. Gene Ontology annotation, molecular function: nuclear receptor activity; zinc ion binding; RNA polymerase II cis-regulatory region sequence-specific DNA binding. Gene Ontology annotation, biological process: hormone-mediated signaling pathway; regulation of transcription by RNA polymerase II; tissue development. Bases 1101 to 2597 code for a protein of 498 amino acids. Lineage: Eukaryota; Metazoa; Chordata; Actinopteri; Acipenseriformes; Acipenseridae. The transcript has 7 exons.